This is a messenger RNA of Tachysurus fulvidraco (yellow catfish), 2274 nucleotides long. It is a transcript of the gene mbd4, whose product is annotated as methyl-CpG binding domain protein 4. The transcript has 8 exons. Gene Ontology annotation, molecular function: DNA binding; catalytic activity. Gene Ontology annotation, biological process: DNA repair. The coding region runs from base 566 to 1615 and encodes 349 amino acids. The record is from RefSeq and is a predicted model, not a curated record. Lineage: Eukaryota; Metazoa; Chordata; Actinopteri; Siluriformes; Bagridae. Gene Ontology annotation, cellular component: nucleus.
GACAUUAUCCCCAUUAUCAUUGUUAGACAUUUUUUAAGUGUGAAUUAGCUAGAUUAGAUUAGAUUAGAUUAGUAUCUAGAUGAAACUGAAGCAAAGGAAGAAUAGAGUUUCGUUGUGUGUCUUUGAUUUUUGUCAAUUUUAAUAGGGUGUUAGAGGAGACUAGCAUUUAAGUAGUGUACCCUAUACUUUCCUUCAUCCCAUUCAUUAGUUUCCCCACUAUUUUCUUCCUAUAUCUUUCAUAGAUGUUCCAUUUUUCAUACACAAAACAUAAUCCCCCAACACACACACUGAUUCUAUACAUUUAAAUUAGUUUUUUGCACAAUGCUAUUAUAUGUACAGAUUCAGUAAGGUAGACAGUGCUGAUUUAUUUCCUGGAUUCUGGGCUGGUGUGUAUUAUUCCGCAUAUACCUCAUGCUCGAAUCUGAUUGGUCAGAAUAAGUGCAUUGGCUAUCAUUACUGCGCUCGUUUAAAUGUGUUAUUGUUUACAAGGUAACAGAUUAGGAGAAGGGACUUGUACCUACACAUAAUCUACUACCUACUAAUAAACAGAUAAAAAUUUUAAAUUAUGAACGGCAAGAGAGAGAGAAAAAAGAAAGGCUGCUUCAUAUGCUCAGGAGUAAAGCUGAUUCCUGACACAAGUGCUGACCAUGAGAUGGAUGCCAGUACAGAGCAGACGGACACGUCGCUCCCUCCCGGAUGGACCAGAGAGACCAGACAGCGAAAGCAGGGCAAGACAGCAGGCAAGAUGGAUACUUACAUUAUCAGUCCUGAAGGUAAACGCUUCAGAUCCAAAGCAGCACUUCAGAAGUACCUGCUCUCUGAGGAAUCUGUCCAUCUGAACCUGGACGCUUUUGAGUUCAGCCCAAAAACCAAAGCACAGUCUCAAAAAUCAAACUCCGAAAAACCAAAACAAAAAGAACGAAAAGCAAGGAGGAGAAAAGAUGACCAGUUGCAAGAAAUAAAGAGUAACGAAGAAGAACAAACAUCCAGCAGCGCUGUGCCUGUCAUUAGCGUGCAGGAGGCAUCAGAGAGCGAAGGAGAGAGUGACAACCAACAAACUAGUGCAGCCAGCGGGGGGAUCAGUUCACCUGUCAGAAACACCCAAAGUGAGAAGCGGCGAACCAGUCCAUACUUUAAAAGAAAGAAUGAUGGUCUCACUCCUCCGAAGCGUAAAGCGCUCAGGAAGUGGACUCCUCCACGUUCCCCCUUCAAGCUGGUUCAGGAAACCUUAUUUCAUGACCCGUGGAAGCUUUUAGUGGCCACCAUCUUUCUCAACAGAACUAGCGGGAAAUUGGCUAUUCCAUUGUUGUGGCAGUUUUUUGAGCGUUACCCGUCGGCUGAGGUCACACGGUCCAGUGACUGGAAGCCACUAUCUGAUCUCAUGCAGCCGCUCGGUCUCAAUUCCCUACGAGCCAAAACCCUCGUCCGCUUCUCCGACGAGUUUCUCACUAAGUCAUGGCGAUAUCCUGAAGAGCUCUAUGGCAUCGGCAAAUAUGGAAACGAUUCGUAUCGUAUAUUCUGUGUGGGAGAAUGGAGACAGGUCACCCCAAAAGACCACAAGCUGAACAAGUAUCAUGCAUGGCUGUGGGAGAACCACAAGAAAUUAGGCAUCUGAUGUUUCAUGUUUGCUGGAGCCUCUGGAGACUUUUCAGCAAUUUUUAAACCUGUCAUCUUUUUAAAGCAAACUGAUGUAGAAAAGCAAUGGCUUUUUUUUCUUUCUUCAAGCUGAGAACUAAAAUUCCUUUAAGAAAAAAUAUCCUACUUUCAAGGUGAAUCAUUUUGCCACACCUCUCUCAGAACAAGCUCACUCUACUUGUUUUAAUGGACGAUUGUAAGAGUCUCUGUUCUGAUUUUCAAACUUUUAAUCCUGUGAUAUUUCAAGUGGCCAUUUCAACAUGCACAAAAACCGCAAAAUCUUAUUUUUCAUUUGAUAUUUUUUAUUGUGGCCCAUUUCUCUCUCUCUCUCUCUCUCUCACACACACACACACACACACACACACACACACACACACACACACACACAAAGAAUUAGGUUGAAUCUAUGUCUAUAGCAUGUGGGGGAAAAAAGGUUUACUGUGGUCAUUAUAGGGCAGGAAUAUGUACAUAAUCUGUAUAUUGUGUGUAUAUUUAAGGUUCUUUUUAAUGUGUAAUAAUAUAAAUUUAUAUUUAUAUUAAAGUCCCAGACAUUUAUCCUGUAGCGUUUGUUUGAACAGUCAUAAUCUACUCUUUAUAUGUUUUUAAAAUAUUCCUGGAAUAAAAUGGCCAUUUUCUGUG